AUGCGGGCGGGUGCUGAGCUGGGACGGCAGCAGGGGCCCGCGCAUGCGCCCCCAGCGCCUGGAGAGUCCGGCGGCAGCAGCGGCUCCUGUCCCGGCCGCCAGCCCCGCUCACGGCUUCAUCAGCUCCGUCUGCCACUAACUGGGCCACAGAGGUUCUGCUGCUCCUCGAGCCGCGGCAAAGAGGAGACUGAGAAUAUACAAGUUGCAUUACCUUUAGAGAACCAUUUGGAAGGAAAAGUUGGUUUUAAGACCUAUAAGAAUUACUUCACACCCCAUGCUGACUGGUCUGUCAUCAUCUUCCUUAUACUAGUAAACAUUGCAGCUCAGGUUGCCUAUGUCCUACAGGAUUGGUGGCUUGCAUUCUGGGCACAUGUACAAAGUGGCCUGUAUUUUGGGGCAAUUGUAAGAGGAGAUGAAGAUGUAGUGUUCGUUCUGAACUGGUACUUAGGAGCUUAUUCAGGUUUAACUGUAUCUACCAUCCUUUUUGGCAUCACAAGAUCUUUGUUGAUAUUCUAUGUCUUUGUUAAUUCUUCACAAACUUUGCAUAGCAAAAUGUUGGAGACCAUUUUAAGAGCUCCAGUAUUGUUCUUCAACAGAAAUACAAUAGGAAGAAUUUUAAAUCGUUUCUCCAGAGACAUUGGGCAUAUGGAUGACUUGCUGCCUGUGAUAUUUCAAGAUUUCAUCCAGACAUUUCUUCUUAUGAUUGGCGUGGUGGGCGUGAUGGUGGCUGCGGUUCCUUGGAUUGCUAUACCUGUGAUUCCUCUUGGCAUCAUUUUCUUUGUCCUCCAGUGGUACUUCUUAAGGACAUCACGAGAUGUGAAACGCUUAGAACGUACAACUCGGAGUCUGGUAUUAUCCCACUUAAUAUCUUCUCUGCGGGGACUUUGGACCAUCCGCGCAUACAGAGCCAGACAGAGGUUUCAGGAAGUGUUCAAUGCAUACCAGGAUUUGCACUCAGAGGCUUGGUUCCUGCUUUUGACGACGUCCCAAUGGCUCGCUGUGUAUCUAGAUGUCAUCUGUGCCAUCUUUGUCAUUGUUGUUGCAUUUGGGGCCCUGAUUCUGGUAGAAUCUUUGGAUCUCGGGCAGGUUGGCCUGGUCCUGUCUCUCACGCUCACACUCACGGGGAUGUUCCAGUGGUGCGUCAGGCAGAGUGCUGAAGCUGAGAACAUGAUGAUUUCAGUAGAAAGGGGGAUUGAAUAUACAGACCUUGAGAAGGAAGCACCCUGGGAACUUGAGAAUCGUCCACUGCCAUCCUGGCCCAACAAAGGAGUGAUUUCCUUUAAGACUGUGAACUUCAGGUAUAAGUCGGACGGGCCUCUGGUAUUGAAGAAUAUAGAAGGAUCGAUUGACGCAAGACAAAAGUUUGGCAUCAUGGGAAGAACAGGAGCUGGAAAAAGUUCUGUCAUUGCUGCCCUUUUUAGAUUGUCAGAACCUAAAGGUGACAUUUACAUUGAUGACAUCUUGACAACUAGUAUUGGGCUUCACGAUUUAAGGAAGAAAAUGUCAAUUGCACCUCAGGAACCUGUUUUAUUCGCUGGAACAAUGAGGAAGAAUCUGGAUCCCUUUAAUGAGCAUACGGAUAAUGAACUGUGGAAUGCCUUAGAAGAGGUACAACUUAAAAAAUCCAUCGAAGUUCUUCCUGCUAAAAUGAAUACUGAAUUAGCAGAAUCUGGAUUGAACUUGAGUGUUGGUCAGAAACAACUGGUGUGCCUUGCCAGGGCUAUUCUCAGGAAAAAUCAGAUAUUGAUUAUUGACAAAGCCACAUCAUACGUGGAUCCAAGAACUGAUGAGUUAAUACAAAAAAACAUUCGUGAGAGAUUUGCCCAGUGCACUGUGCUGACCAUUACCCACAGGUUGAGCACCAUUAUUGACUGUGAUAGGAUAAUGGUUUUGGAUUCAGGGACACAGAUAGAAGAUACUUGGCCAUAUAAUUUGCUGCGAGAUAGAAGCAGCCCAUUUUACCAGAUGGUGCAACAGCUGGGUGAGGCGGAGGUUGCUGUCCUCACCAAAAGGGCAAAAGCUGCACUUCAAAAGAAAUGGCAAGAGAUUGAUGAGUCGUUAUGAAUGUUUCCAUUGGACAGCCCUCAGCCUUCACAACUUUUGUGUCGACACUGUGAUUCUACCAUGAGUUCGUAUCUAUUCCAAAGGCUUUUUUCCAAUAGGUUUUGCACUGCAUAAACUAUAUUCUACUUUUUUAUGCCAUAGUUUUCCAACUUCACUCAAUGAUUUCAAGCUCUUGAAAAAGGAUUUAUUAUGUUUAUUUAAAUGUUAUAUUACUCACUUUCUUAUCCAAAUCAGAGGUGCAGGCCACCAAUAAAAGCUGUCUCCCAGGUUUUGUGUCUUGAGAGACUUCAGAGCCAAACUCAUUUUCUAAGAUUUGAGACGAAGUUGUCACAGAUGUUUUUUAUUGUUCCCAGAAUUACAUAUUACUUUGCAAUUUUAUCAGGGAUUCUGUUUAUUUGUAGACUGUGAAGGCGCUGUUUUGUGUCACCACUUCCUUUAACAUGACUAGGAUCCAUUUUUCCACCAAAAAACCUCUGGUUAAAACAUUACAGAGAAAAGUGAUAGGAAAAACAUAUAAUAUCCUAUAAUUUAAGUAACAACAACAACAAAUAGAUAUAUGGUUAAAUACAGAAGGACAAUAUUAUAUGUUCUAAAAGAGAAGGAAGAGAAAUGCUUUCUCAAAAUAGGAGCCCUUCUAGGGGAUUUGCAGAUGAAGGACAGAUGUCCUAGACUGUCUUCUAGAUAGAGGAUUUUAUUUUUUUAUUUAUAUUACAAAUUGUGGUAAAGUGUAUAUAGAACAUAAAAUUUACCAUAUAACCAUUUUAGUCACACAAUCCAGUGGCAUUAAUCACAUUCACAGUGUUGUGCAGCCACAUUGUCUGGGUAACUUUUGGUAAUUAUGUUUUUCCUAUUCAGUGUGUUAUGUUAUUUUUGCAGAGUCAUUUUGAUAAGUUUCAUUUUUCUAGGAGGAAUCUGUUUCCUGUGAGUUUUGAGCUUGAUUGACAUAAAUUUAUUCACAAUAUCUUAUAUGUUUAAUCUCUGCAGCAUCUCUAACUGUGUUCUUUUGGGUUUUUAAUUUUCUUUUAACCUUCUUUUUAUGAAUAAUCUUGCAUAACUUUUUCCUGUUUUCGAAGAAUUCAGCUUUUUGCUUGAUUGAUGCUCUUUUUUCCCCUAGUCCAUCAUAUCAUUCUUUCUUUCCUUCAGCUUUUCCUUAACAUAGAGGUUUUUCCUCUAAAUUCUUAAAUUGAAAAGAGAUUAGUAAUGUCAUCAUUUUUCUAAUAUAAGUAUAUAAAGCUGACUUUUUUUCCUAAGAUCCACUUUAGCUGCAACCUGCAAGUUUUGGUACUCACCACUGUCAAUAGCCAUAGUAUUAUGUAUUUUCUAAUUCCUAAUUUAAUUCAUUAACUAUAUCUUUUGCCCAUGGGUUAUUCAUAAGUAUAAUGUUCUCUAAAUUUAAAAUGCUAAUGGAUUUUUUCUUUUAGAUUGAACCAUGUAGAACUGCUAACAUUCAAUCUUUUUAUAAGCUAUAAAGUGGCACUUUCAUAUGGUUCAACAUAUAGUUGUCUUUUGUUAUUAAUAUAUAACUUAAUUUCAUUUGGUCAGACAACAUUAGAUUGUGAAUUUUAAACCAAAGGUAACCACAUUCUCACUAAAGGUCCUUGUUUCUACAGUUUGUAUUUUAUUGGGCAGUUUUAAAAUGUUAACAUUUAAUGUUAAAAUGUUAACUGGUACAUGUGUAACCAGUAAUUUUUAAUAAAAAUCCUUCCCAAAUACUGGAA
Odocoileus virginianus texanus is the source of this 3782-nucleotide messenger RNA. The record is from RefSeq and is a predicted model, not a curated record. Lineage: Eukaryota; Metazoa; Chordata; Mammalia; Artiodactyla; Cervidae.